Messenger RNA from Octopus bimaculoides (California two-spot octopus), 3481 nucleotides. RefSeq lists its product as uncharacterized. The record is from RefSeq and is a predicted model, not a curated record. Gene Ontology annotation, biological process: regulation of transcription by RNA polymerase II. NCBI's taxonomy places the organism in Eukaryota, Metazoa, Mollusca, Cephalopoda, Octopoda, Octopodidae. Gene Ontology annotation, molecular function: RNA polymerase II cis-regulatory region sequence-specific DNA binding; DNA-binding transcription factor activity, RNA polymerase II-specific.
GAAAAUUCAAGAAAAAAUGUACUUCGUCUGGUGAAUGGAUCGACGAAAUGUAGUCUUUGGUUGAAGGAGAGGAAAUCCUGUUUAGAUCUAAGAUUCCUAUACAGGUCAGAAGUUUUCAGUGUUUGCAUAGAUAUGUAUAAAUAUAUUCUGAAGAAUUGGAAAAUUCCGCCUAUUCCUGACUAACUUGAUACCUUUCCAGCCUUAUCAUUUAAGGUCUAAAAGGAGGAUAGCUCUUUUACCAUUUUAACUCUUACUUUUUAUCUUUGACAUUUUAAUUUCUGUUUUUCGUUUUCCGUUAUUUCCUGUCUGCAUUUUCUAUAUGCUGCCUUCUCAGUUUAUUUCGUAUUUCUGCUAUAAUUUGUUUACUUCGUAAUAUGUAGUUUGCGCCUUAAGAAAAUGUUAUAUUUCUCCCAACAUAUGAAACUAUUAAUAGCAUGUAAUGUGACCUUAAAUAAGUAAAUAAUAUAUAUAAUGUGACCUUAAAUAAAUAAUAUAUAUAUACACAUAUAUUGUAUAAGUAUGAGAGUAUUUUAUUCAUUCCUUAUGUCACUUCCCUUUCCAUUCUUCCGGUCGUUACCUCCUGACAUAUUAAGUAAAUAGGUAAACCGUCUUUUUGAAUCUUAAACGGAAAGUGCGAAGAUUUAUUUCUUACCAUUAUUAGCCAAAAUCUACUGAUUGUCUGUCAGUUAGAGUCAGCCUAACUAACCAGUAGAUCAAUUCUACAACACAUCACAUAUUUAUUCCAACCGAAACCAAGCAUAAUAUUUAUGGUAAAAGAUGAUUUCUCCGUCGAAGAAUCGCAGGGAAUUUAUUUUUCUUCGAAGCUGAUGAUUUAUUCUGCCGAUCGCUAUAAAAAAAAAGAACAACAACUUAUUGUUUAUUUUGCAGUUCAGACAUAAGCAUUAAUGUAAGCAUAGACUUGUGUAAAAUGUCUUGGACAAAUGGUAAAUAUAUUAACGUUGUUUCUUUCAUGGUUCUGUCUUUGGAAACAUUCAAAGAGUAGGAAGUUGUGUUGAGACUGACCGAUCAUCUUAUGUAUUCACAUUCGGACUACAUUAAUAUAUUAUCAGAUGGCAUUGGCAUAAAUUUUCUUUGGAUACAUCAACAAUAUUUAUCAUCUUUUAAAGAUACAUCAACUCUGUUUAUAUGAUUCUAUGGAUGAAUUACUGUGAAAUAUUUCCCUGUCAACUGCAACUUAGGAGCACAUUUCAGCAUUCAGAAUAUGUACCAGAUAGUUUGGUGUUCCAAUUAAACAUGAACAAAUUUGGCAUGAAGAUAUAACUAACUCUCUGCAAGAAUUUCCAUAUGUGGAUAAAGUUUUACUUGUUUCUUAUUAUUACAAGACUGGGUUCAUCUUGAAAUAAUUAUUUCAGAAAUCACUGUAUCCCCAAAACUUACCUUCUAAGUGAUUGUUUGCACCACCUUCAGAUAUUGAGGAAGAUCUUGAAGAAUUAUUUAUGAAACAAAUAUAAAAACUAACAUGUUAAAAAUUAUCUAUAUUGUGGUGAAAGAAGAAAAUUAUAGAAAAUGAAUUAUGUGAGCACCAAGCUAAAUAUAAAACAGUCUAAAAGGAUUGAUUUUCGUGAUGAGAUACUUAAAGAAAUAGGAAAAACAUCAUAUUACUGUGAUAUCUGUAAAAAGUCAUUCUCAAAGAAGAGUAACUUAACUAGACACAAACGUAUUCAUACAGGAGAGAAACCAUAUCACUGUGAUAUCUGUGAUAAAUCAUUCUCUCAAAGUAAUGUCUUAAAAAUUCACCAGCGUAUUCAUACAGGAGAAAGGCCAUAUCAGUGUGAUAUUUGUGGUAAAUCAUUCUCUAGAGAUAGUAAUUUAGCUACUCACAAGCGUAUUCACACAGGAGAGAAAUUGUAUCACUGCGGAAAAUCAUUCCCUUUAACAUAUCCCUUCACUUUUCACAGACGCACUUAUACAGGAGAGAAGCCAUAUCUCUGUGAUAUUUGUGGUAAAUCAUUUUCUCAAAGUGGUGCUUUAACUGCUCACAAACAUAUCCACACAGGAGAGAGACCAUAUCAGUGUGAUAUCUGUGGUAAAUCAUUCUCCAGAGAUAACCAUUUAAAUACUCACAAACGCGUUCAUACAGGAGAGAAACCAUUUCACUGUGAGAUCUGUGGUAGAUCAUUCUCACAAGCAAACCACUUAACUACCCACAUUCGUAUUCAUACAGGAGAAAAACCAUAUCAGUGUGAUAUCUGUGAUAAAUCAUUCUCUGUUGCUUGUAGCUUAACUAAGCAUAGGCGUAUUCAUACCGGUGAGAGGCCAUAUCAGUGUGAUAUCUGUGGUAAAUCAUUCUCUAUAAAUAGUCACUUAACCACUCACAAACGUAUUCAUACAGGAGAGAAGCCAUAUCACUGUGAUAUUUGUGGUAAAUCAUUCUCUGGAAGUAGCAUAUCAACAGCUCAUAAACACCUUCAUACAGGAGAGAAGCCACAUUGUUGUGAUAUCUGUGGUAAAUCAUUCUCUGUGACAAGUAAUUUAACUAAACACAAACGUAUUCAUACAGGAGAGAAACCAUUUCUCUGUGAUAUCUGUGGUAAAUCAUUCUCUGAAAACGGUAGCUUAACUCGACAUGAGCGCAUCCAUAUAAGAGAGAAGCCUUAUUUGUGGUAAAUCAUUCUCUGAAAAUGUAACCAAAUUAACACCAGCAUAGCCAAACCAAACAGGAGAAAAGCCAUAUCACUAAUUCCUGUGCUAAAUUGUUCUCACAAAAUAUGGCUGUCAUGUAAAAAAGACACUCUACCAGUUUGAUGUACAUCCUGUACUAAAUCCAGAAGACAAUUCGAUUGGCAAAGAUUCAAUUAUGAACCAGCUUUAAUCAUGAGUUCUCAAAUACUCUUCUGUCAUUGCUAUAAUGCCCUCAACUCUUCCAAAUUUACAAGCUCCAUACACAAGUACACUUAUUUCUCAUCCUAUUGCGUUGUUCACUUGGAUAAACACUAAACUCACUCCUUACUCUGCAGAUUAGAAUUCCCUAUCCUGUAGAAUGCCCUCUCUGCCCACGUUUAUCCCUACAGAGGUCCUUGCUGAUCAUCAACCUAGGAGAACCUGCAAUUAUCAUGGACCUCUCCUCCUCUUCCAUUCUCUGACUGAUAAUAACAUGAAGAUAACUUAUUGCAAUAUUUUUGAUAAAAGUGCUCUUUCAGAUUUUAUUAACACAAUGGUGUUAAUCAGAGCUGAAAUAAAUUUAAACAUUACAAUCCUCACUGGGUAAAAUACAUUUUUUCUGUGCUAUAGAUGUGCAGAAAAAGGAAGGAGGCAGUCUCCUGAUGGACUGUUUCAUGGUUUGUUGAUUGCUCCUCUGAGAAGACAUACUCAGCUUCUUUCCCCAAUCAGUGUAUUCUCAUAAAUAUAAUGUUAACAUUAUUGUACAGGUAUUUUGUAAACGAAUGAGUCUGUUUUCUUCACACUCUGAAAGCAAAUGUCAUUGUUGAUGAUAAUGAAAAAUAAAACAACUAAAACAUGA